CGGCGCGCCCAUCGGCGGCGAGGGGCGAGGCCGCGCGCGCCUCGCCCGCCGCCGCGCGCCAUGAACGAGCUCCGACGGAACGUCCAGCUCGUGAGCGAGAUCCACGCGCGCGUCGCGGCGAUGAGACUCGACGCGGAGACGCGACGCGAGGCGGCGGCGGAGAAGAAGCGCGUCGAGGACGCCGAGCUCGCCGCCGAAGAGGCGGCGAGACGCGAGGAGCGGAACCGCGCGAGGUGGGACGACCUAGGCGAGGACCUCAUCGCGCGCGUGCUGCUGUCCGCGCCGGACGCGCGGUCGUACGCCGCGAUCGCGUGCGUGUGCCGGCAGCUUCGGAAGAUCGCGCUGCCGCCGAACGCGGGACGGGCGGCGAUGUCCGAUUCCGACUCUGACGACUCCGACGACUCCGAUCUGUUCGACUCCGAUCUAUCCGACGACCGAGGCCGCCGCCGCGAGGACGCGUCGACGUCCGCGUCGACGUCCGCGUCCUCCGCGCCGUCUCGACGACGCCCCCAACCCCUCCUCGUCGGCGGCGCGCUCGAGGACGGCUGGGAGCGCCUGUGCCGCGCCGAGUGGGGCGUCUACCACGCGUCGCCCUCCGACGUCCCGUGCGUCGAGUCGCGCCUCGGCGUGAUCGAGCACUUCCAGGACGAGGUCUUCGACGACCUCGCGCGGAGGUGGGGCGACGGCGACGCGUGCGCGUGGGACGGCGGCGCGGGGUGCGGCGGCGGGUGGCGCGCGGUGUAUCGCGACCGGCAUCUCGGAUGGAAGCAGACGAUGGAGACGCUGCGAUGGCUCAAGGCGCGCGGGCAUCCCUCGGACGUCAGCGGCAGGCGGCAUCGAUACGAGCUCUUCCUCGCGAUGCGAUACGCCGCGGUGUGCACGGACUGCGUGGGCGACGUCGGGGGAAGGAAAUCGGAGCUCAUCGCGUGCGACGGCGUGAAGAGCUUGCGCGCGCUGAUCGACGGGAACGAGAGCGCCAACCUCGUGGAACAAGCGUGUUGCGCGCUCGCCAAUGUGCUCCACGGCGACAGAGAGACCCCAGGCCGGCCGGCGCGGGCGGCGGUGAUGAAGGGCGUCGCCGAGCGCGUCGGCGGCGCGCUGCUGACGCUCCUCAUGCCUCUGCUGACGUCCACGUGCGUGGGCGUUCGAACGGAGGCGACGCGGAUAUUCCUGAGCGUGGAGUCGCCGUUCGAGCGCGGGUUGGAGUCGAUCGAUCGCGCCGGCGGCGCGGGCGUCGGCGUCGGCGGCGAUUUCGUCGCGCCGCCGGAGGUGGUCGUCGGCGAGCCGCGCGGGAUCGACGCGACGAAAUCGCGCCCGCUCCCGCCCGGGACGUACACCCUCCACGAGUACUUCUCGAGCGGCGACCUCGUGCACCCGGACGGGCAGGUGAUGUACUUGGAGUACACCGAAUUGGACGCGGACGCGGACGCGGACGCGGACGCGAGACGACGCGAGGGGUUCGCCGCGGGCGCCGUCGGCGUCGUCGCCGGCCGCGGGACAGACGCGUCGGGGCCGUUCACGCUGAGCGGCGCCGUCGACGCGACGACGGGCGAGUUCGUGUUCGAGAUCGCGCAUCAAGAAUGCGGCGGGGAGGUGCGGACGUACCGGGGAUUGCAAGACGCCGCGCCGGGGGUGUGGGGGCUCAGCGCGCCGGUGCGAAGCGCGUCGACGUUUUCGCUGUCGACGCACGCGCCGCCGCCGCGGCCGUUCCGGUUGUGGCACACCCCGGAUAUUUUGUGGGUAAAGUAGGCAAUUGGGGGGGAGUAUCAUAGCACGACGACGUAGCGUGCUGUAGGUGGGCUAACUAGCUAGCAGACGUCGCGAGUGAUGAGUUGCGCGGCGUGUCGUCGUUUUCGCGUCGACGAGAGCGUGCCUCGAACUCGCGUUCGUCGUCGAGUCGACGCUCACUGGUACCGGAGCCAGUACACGUC
This is a messenger RNA of Micromonas pusilla CCMP1545, 1931 nucleotides long. RefSeq lists its product as uncharacterized. The record is from RefSeq and is a predicted model, not a curated record. The transcript has 3 exons. Bases 61 to 1749 code for a protein of 562 amino acids. Lineage: Eukaryota; Viridiplantae; Chlorophyta; Mamiellophyceae; Mamiellales; Mamiellaceae.